AUGCAGGCUACAGGAACGGAUCGUGCUGCUGGAUAUGGAAUGAUGUUAGUUAGUGCUUUAAUAUUCGUGUAUUACACGAUAUGGGUCAUCUUUCUGGUAAGUUGUUACCCGCUUUGCAAAUUUAUAAGCUUUUCAGAUAGACUUUGACUCUUGUCAAGCUUAAUGUAUUUCGAUUUCAUUCGUUUGGCUUACUGAGCUAUUUUGGUGUCAUCGAGACAUUUCAAGAACAGAAAGUUUUUAUAUAACCUGAGGGAAACAACUAUGAAGCAUUUCACAACAGCUGAAAAUCUUGCUAGAUUUUUGCUUUGACAUCUCUGUUACCAUGGAAGGGAGGGAAGGGAGCACUGAUUUCAAGGAAGGUAAAAGAUAAUAGUAGGGAUUUCAAAACGACUGACAGUGGAUCAUAUGUUCUCCCUCUUUUAGCAGACAGUUUUUUCUUUAUCAUUCAUUUCCAGAAUAUUGGAAAUGAAUAGGAAGUGGUAUUCUUUUUACCCUCCAAAAAUAAGUGCCAUUUCAUUGUAUUUCUUUCAGCCAUUUGUAGAAAAGGGCCAUCCAAUCCAGAGAAUAUUUCUUCCAAGAAUGUAUGCUGUUAUAAUUCCUGUUGUUGCAGGCCUUGUGCUGUUAGGAGUAAUAGGUAAUUCUGACUUUAAUUUGAACCUUAGUCGCUGCGAAUAAACUUGCUUGCAGAGUCUUCUUCAAUCUUCCCGAGGGAGACUCUGUGAGCAGAUUAGUAUGAAUGGAUAUGCAGGGAUGUCAGUAAGAUUCAGGUAGUGUUAUUAGGUGGGUAAUUGAAUAGCUAGGGAGUUGUUUUGGUCAUUUUCCUUUGGGUAAGACUAAUCUGCGGAACUGCAGACUGCGAAACCGGCAGAACCUACAGAACCUAAAGAAAUGACUGUAUUGUUACAAUUGCCUUUGGCUAAUGUGAUAAAAUAAUUAGUUGCCAUUAAUUUUUUACAAUAACUGAGCAAUUUCUCACCUGCUGAUUGGUCGAGAGCUAUUGUCAAUAACAGUACAGACUACUGAAAACUGUUGUUGAUUUCGGUUUAGUAUCACUGAUCAAGAGCUCUGGUUCUGACACAGAAAGUCCUCGAGUUGUGGCCUUCUGGCUUGUUGUUAGUCAUCGGAAAGAAACAAGAGGUAUAGAUUUAAACACAGUAGAAUGAGAGCAUAAUGAGGGUAUUAUUGGCGCCUGCCGUCACUUCCCGUGACCGCUCUACAUCCAUCAUACACACAGCCUUUGGGACCUCAAAUUCUUUCUAACUAUAUAAAAGUAUUAUUCCAUCUCUUACCUAAAUGCCCUUCAUUCCACCAUUAAAUUUAUAUCAAACUGCUCAUUCAAAUCUUUCUCAUUUCUCUAUGUCAAGGUGUCCCCUAAUGGCGGUAGUGAUCUUUGAUCUUUGAAAUUGGUCCUCAUACUAAACCUACAACCGUCAAAAGCAGUAUCUUUUAUGCUCAUUAUCUUGCUCGUUACACACUAAACGAGCUUUUCCAUUCAGCCUUGCCCUGAGUAUACGUUGACAGGUUCCUCCAACAAGGCGUACAAUCUUGGUCUCCUCAACUGGGAGAUACAACAUGUUCAUACUAUCACACACUCAUACAAGCGACUCACCCACACGUAUCCCACUAGUUGUUGGAUACGCCCCAGCCAUUCGCUCAAUAUCAUCUAUUUUUCACAAGCACAUUUACAUUCUCUCAUCUUCCCUACGUUGUGCUACUUUGUUUAAUUAUAGACCUCUCGUUACUUUCCUAUGUACUAACAAGGUGGAAAUUUGCUAAGUGGACUUGCCGUUUGGAACCAGAGCUCUCAAUUAACGUUAUUGUGUUAUACACUGUUCAAAGUCCUCUAUUUUUCCGCAAGAUCACCGAGAACGAGUGCUAGAGGUGACCAUCUUGACUGGGUCUAGCUUGAACUAUACUUAAAGGGCGGGGGAUGGUUUGGGAACCCUGAGGCCUGCUCUCUCAGUACAUUUGAAUCCAAUUACAAAAUGGCUGCCAGUGAAGGUGAGCGUUCAAUCUCGACGAUCUUAUGAAAAAAAAGAGGGACUGUGAACAUUCUAUCAACGUUAUAAUUGAUUGUAACUAAUUACUUUAUCACGUUAACUAAAGGCAGUUGUAAUAAAACAGUCAUUUCUUUAGGUUCUGUAGGUUCCGCAGGUUCCGCGGUUCCGCGGUUCUACGGUCUGCGGUUCCUCAGAUUAAACUUACCUGAUCUUGCUUAUAGCAGCCAGUGAAAAUCCCUGGUCCCUGCUGGACCUUAGUGACAUUCCUGGGUAUAAUGUGUCCAAGCACAAAAAUGGAGAAAGUAGAGCACGAUUAAUGUGAGCAAUAAGUGCGGAGCAUGAGAGGAGCACAAGUGAAACUUGGCCGGCAAUGUGGCUUUUGGUCAGCACAUCGGACUCACAAUCCAGCAGCCCUGGGUUUGUUUGUAAAACAAAAAGGGCAAAUAAGUAGUUAAGCUAAGGUUAAUUAACAACCAUAAAUGUCUAUAUGAACUAGUAAUUGCAUCAUCUUGAAAAGCACAUUAUAUAAAUUAUAUGUUGUAGGUAUACGUGUAAAGUGUAUUCUCAGUUUAAACCCCUGGGGCGGGGGGGAGGGUGCUCAACAAAUGUUUCUACAGGGGGGCCUUGCCCCUAGGUCCAACCCCUUACCCUUUUAUACACCUUUUUUCAUGAAAAAGGUACCCCUUUUUUAUACUUUGUUUAGAACUUUGCAUCCAAGCUUAAAUUUCAUUGACAUUACACUCUCAUUGUUUUUUCCUUGGAGACACUUAGGAAACUAUGAAUCUCCUCCAUCUUGUGCACUUUCUCGUAACACACAGGCAGCAUACUUUAAUUGAGGAUAGUAUAAAGGCCUGCUGAAUAUAUAUAAUGGAAAGCACAUUUCUUGCUUGAUUCACUUAAUUUUGUCUGUGACCCUUGGUGGACAGACCAGUGGGUGAAAGAAAAAGCAGGGUUUUUAAUAAAAUUUUAAGUAGGUGGCUAUACCUUUGGAGUUGGUGGAGUAGGAAAAAACUUGUGGCAAAGGCACGAGUUUCUGGAAAAAUGUUGAAAUCUGGGCCUCUAAGAAGGCAUUUUCAGCAUUCUGGAGCAAAAAUUAGAGUGCUGAACAGAACACAGACAUCAUUAAAUUUUGGCUUUUUUAUUCAGUGACAGCACAUGAAUACUCUAUUUAAACUGGGGUAAUUUCCAAAGAAAAGUAAGAGGUGAGUUCAUGUGAAAUAGCCGGCGAAUUUGUUGGCCACCGGCUCUUAUUGAAAACCCUGAAAAGGACCUUGGACCGUGUGCAGGCAUUAGUCUCUUCCCCUUAUCUUGCAUUGUUUUCUUGUCUCUCGUGCUUAACACUUGACUAUACCUAAAUAAUAUUGCACUUUUGUCUAUUCACCAUUCGUACAAACGAGCCAAUACCUGUAAAUGACCUCUUUUAACUAUUUUCUAUGCCUUUUUUUCAGGAAUAUUUGUUGCUGUUGUAAUGCUUAAGAGCAAGAAGCCAAAAGCUAAGAAAGAGAGCUGAAAAUAUCUUGACUUUAAAUACAGACUGACAUUACUGGGCACCAAAAAUAGAGAAAAUGUGCCUUGAGGGUAACAUUCCUUUACGUCAUACAGUGAAGUCGAAAGAAUCAAAGAAAUACGUUUUCUUGAGUGACCAAGGAAUAGUUGCAAUUUAACAGUUUGGAGGUGGAUUUAUUAAUUGUUUCUUCUUGAAAACUUAACUAUACAUAUUAGCUGUCUUCCCAAGUAAAUGAUGUUUUUGGUGAUGUGGCUCAGUUUCACCCCUUCCACAUUACGGAUAGAUAAUUUUUUCAAUGAGGGUUUCACAUGAUAUCUACAGAUAAUAUACACAUGGCCCUCAAGAAAAAAUAUUUACAAAGAUUAUGAUCAUAAAAAGUACUUUUUUAACAAAAAAUGUAGUGGUAUGUCAAAAACUGGUCCUACUAAAAAGUGAUCCAUAGGGUUGUAAGAAUGUUUUCAAGUACUGUAUUUUCUCAAUUGAACGCCCCUGGCGUUUAUUAAAAAAUCAGCCGCAGUUUUAACCCUGCAUUUUUUCGAGGCUGGCGUUUAAUCAAGGAAAUAUGGUAGGUGAUUUUGCGAUCUUUUAUAUUAAAGAACCGCAGGAUAGACCUGCAAAGUACCUGCUGGCCAAAACAUGAAAUGGGUGGUGAUUUUUCUCACUACCAGCUUUUUUUACAACCCUGGAUCCGUAGAGAAACUUAACACAAAUUCAAACAUUUUCUUUUCAGAUUUUUACUUCCUUUAUUUUAAACCUGUGUAGAAUAGAUUUGUACUAUAUAUUGUUGAAUGUAAAAAAAGAAAUACAGUAAAGGUAGAGCAUUAAUAUAACAACCUCUAGAUAUAACUAAUUCCUUGAAUCAUGAUUAUACAGUGUGGGGAGAUGCCACAUGGUAUUUUUAUGGGCACUUCUUUUCAGCUCAUUUCAAGGAAUAAAAUCUGACAUAAUUACAGUUUAAAUUUUAGUGACAAUGAUAAUAUUCAUCACAAACUCUUUCCAAAACAAUUCAGUAGAAAUUAUUAAAGAGAGAAGUCUUGAGAUCAAUAAAUUUAGGACCAAUGGUUAACGACAGGGCUCAAGCUUCAAAAAACUUUCUCAGGGAAAAGGAGAUUUCUCUUUUGAGCAAGUAACUUUUCAUGCUCAAUUGCCCAAUUGGCAAAGGCAAAGCCUAGUCACGUUCUAACUUAAAAUUAGGAAUUAUACAACAGGUAAUUAAUGCCGCUAAACAGCAUUAAAAGAUGCUAGAUUUUGGGAGAAAUGCC
Messenger RNA from Porites lobata, 4769 nucleotides. The record is from the annotation of a GenBank genome assembly. NCBI's taxonomy places the organism in Eukaryota, Metazoa, Cnidaria, Anthozoa, Scleractinia, Poritidae.